Messenger RNA from Naegleria gruberi, 723 nucleotides. RefSeq lists its product as uncharacterized. The coding region runs from base 1 to 723 and encodes 240 amino acids. Lineage: Eukaryota; Heterolobosea; Eutetramitea; Acrasida; Naegleriidae. The record is from RefSeq and is a predicted model, not a curated record. The transcript has a single exon.
AUGUUAAAACAAUCUAUUCUUUCAUCGAGGAGACUUUUGUCAUCAGGAACUUUUAAUUAUUUCCGUACCAGUUUAAAUAAUAACAAUUUUCUGUCUGUGAUCGCUAAUCACAAAGGCUUGGAUCAUCAAUUUUCUUCAUGUUUAUUCGCAAAACAAUCAUUAAAUUCAAAUCAAUCUAGUAGUAAUAAUAGUAAUAAUACAACAACAUCGGAAUCAUCAAAAACUGAAGAAGAACUUAGACAAGAAAUAGCAGAAGAAGAACGUAAAAUUAAAGAAUUGGAAAAACAAUUAUAUUCUGAAAAACAAGCCAUGUCAAUGAUUUUCAAAGCCUCUGGAUCUUCGUUCGGAUUUAAACGACGUUCCGAUGACGGUGAUGCAAAUAAUCCAAAUAUUCCUCAAUUAAGUCCAGAAGAAUCAUUAAAGGCUAGAGUAUUAGGUUAUAAAUUAGCAUCACUCGCACUUGUCUAUGGAACAUUAUUGAAUGUUGCCGCUGCUAUUAUCUUUAUUUUGAUUUGUUACUUUGUUUUCGAUAUUAAAACUGUUUUGGAUUUGAAAAAUGUGAUUAGAAGGAUAAUAAGAGGCAAAGAUUAUCAACAUGCAGAUGAAAAUUUAACACCAGAACAACGAGUUGAAAAGAUGACACAAUUAUUCAAAUCAACAAUUGUUAAACAAAAUGAAAUUAAGGAUUCAGAAAAGGAAGAUAAGUCUGAGAAUCAAAAUUAA